Molecule: messenger RNA, 1196 nt
Organism: Dermatophagoides farinae (American house dust mite)
Lineage: Eukaryota; Metazoa; Arthropoda; Arachnida; Sarcoptiformes; Pyroglyphidae
Source: RefSeq, a predicted model, not a curated record
UUUUCCAUGAUCUCUUUACUUGCAUUCCACCAUUCAUUGGGCUUUACAAUCUGUUCAAAUUGAUAAUUCAUCAAUCAUCAUUUUUUUCCAUUAUGACGUCUGCUGAUAAGCAAAUUCAACAAUAAUCAUUAUUGAUGAUUCGUGAUAGAGAUGGUAUACUUAUAUCGAUGAAUCGUAUACCAGAAGUAUGAAGAAUUGAUCAUUCAUUCAUUUAUUCAUUCAUUUCUUUGGAGCCAAAACAAAAAAAAUCUUUAUAUAUAAAUACUCGCUACACCUUAUUUGCCAUUUGCAUUGAUCAUUGAUUUUGGAUUCAAUUUCGGAAACAUUAAUGAUGAGAUUACAAACUAUUCUGCUUCCAUUGUUUUUCUUUCUUUUUGGUUUUUCAAUUUGUGCGGCAAAAAAAUCUUUGUUAUUAGAUAAGCCUGAAUGUACACAGAAACGACUGCAAGAAGUUGAUCGAAAUUUUCUACGUUUAAUUGCCAUCGGUGAAUUUGGACGUAAAUUUCCCGAAAAACAUUCGGAUUUACCGAAAUUUUGCAAAGAAACAAAUCGAUUAAUCGAUUCAAUGAUCAAAUUCAUUUCUGAUUGUUAUCCACCAGAUGAACAGAGAAUAUUUAAAAUUUAUUUUUUCAGUGCCAAACGUACGGUUAAACCAUUUUGUACGAAAAAACGAACAAAAAAAUUGCAACAGUUAUUAGAAUUGGGUCCUUGUUUAAAUACGAUAAUCAAUCAGAUUGAUUGUCUCGAUCAACUGACUAAUAAGACACGUGAAUUGAUUCCCUACCAAAUUGGUAGAGAUAAAAUCAAUUAUGCUUGCUGUUAUUAUGUGGAUGCAUUAAAAUGUGCUGAAAAUGUUCUGAAUAUUCAAUGUAUGACAAAUAAUGCAAAAGAUGUUGUCUUGGAUCUAGUACGAUCGAUUGGUGGUGAUAUGGUCAAUUUUGCUUGUGGUGAUUAUACGGAAUCCACAGAUCGUUGUGAUCAUAUUCCACCAUUACCGAAAAAUAAAUUCGAUAAAUCAGUGAAAGUGGAUAAAAAACUUCGAUCAAUUGCAUUUGCACAGAUUGGUAUGGUGGAAUCAAUGGAUGGUUUCAGUGCAGAACCUUGAAAAUUUUUGAAUUUUCGUAAAGAAUUCUUUUCUAGCCAUUUUAAAUAAUUGAUAAUGAUGAUAAUGAUAAAUGAUAAACUUAAAAUUUGAA